ACCGCUCCCUUGGGAAGUGAAUCCGACAGGAAGGUGGCCAGCCGGGCUGGGUGGUGAAUCUGGGGUGAGCCAGCCCAGACUUCCGCGUGGGGCGUGCCCUUAGGGUGCCCGGGGUCUUCCAUGGGUCUCCUCCUCGUGUUCUGAUCUCUGUCCGCCCUUCGGUGCAGCAGACACCCGCAUUUGCCACGAUGCUCUCAGCCAGUGACUUUGCAUCUGCUUCUUGGGAUCUCGUGGUCCGAGUGGACCAUCCAGAUGAAGAGGAGCAGAAAGACGUCACCCUGCGAGUGUCCGGGGACCUGCACGUUGGGGGGGUGAUGCUCAAGUUAGUAGAGCAGAUCAACAUAGCCCAAGACUGGUCAGACUUUGCCCUUUGGUGGGAACAAAAGCGUUGCUGGCUCCUGAAAACGCACUGGACCCUGGACAAAUGUGGAGUCCAGGCAGAUGCAAAGCUUGUCUUCACCCCUCAGCAUAAAAUGCUUCGCCUCCGCCUGCCGAACGUGAAGACGGUGCGAUUGCGAGUCAGCUUCUCUGCUGUGGUGUUCAAAGCUGUCAGUGAUAUCUGCAAAGCCCUGAAUAUUAGAAGACCAGAAGAACUUUCCUUGUUAAAGCCUUCUAGCGACUAUUUUAAAAAGAAGAAGAAGAAAGACAAGAAUAAUAAGGAGCCCUUAAUUGAAGACAUUUUAAACCUGGAGAGUUCUCCAACAAUUUCUGGGCCACCAGUAAGUCCUGGCUUGUACAGUAAAACCAUGACUCCCACGUAUGACCCCGUCAACGGAACGCCGGUGUCAUCCACCAUGACGUGGUUCAGUGACAGCCCUUUGACCGAACAAAACUGCAACAUCCUCGCAUUCAGCCAACCCCCGCAGUCACCGGAGGCGCUGGCUGAUAUGUACCAGUCUCGGUCUCUGGUCGAUAAAACCAAGCUUAACGCAGGUUGGCUGGACUCCUCGCGUUCCCUCAUGGAACAGGGCAUCCAGGAGGAUGAGCAGCUGCUGUUACGAUUUAAAUACUACACCUUCUUUGACUUGAAUCCCAAAUAUGAUGCUGUCCGAAUAAACCAGCUCUAUGAACAAGCCAGGUGGGCCAUUGUCUUAGAAGAAAUUGACUGCACAGAGGAAGAAAUGUUGAUCUUCGCAGCACUGCAGUAUCACAUUAGCAAAUUGUCGUCGUCCGCUGAAAUACAGGACUUUACAAGUGAGUCUGAGGUCGAUGAAGUGGAAGCAGCACUUUCUAACUUGGAAGUGACCCUAGAAGGUGGAAAAGCGGACAACACUUUGGAGGACAUCACUGACAUCCCUAAACUUGCAGAUAAUCUCAAAUUAUUUAGGCCCAAGAAGCUAAUAUUAAAAGCUUUCAAACAAUAUUGGUUCGUCUUUAAAGACACAUCUAUAACCUACUUUAAAAAUAAGGAACUUGAAGAAGGAGAACCAGUAGAAAAGUUAAAUCUUAGAGGCUGUGAAGUUGUGCCAGAUGUGAAUGUAGCAGGAAGAAAAUUUGGAAUCAAGUUACUAAUCCCUGUUGCUGAUGGUAUGAAUGAAGUGUAUCUGAGAUGUGACCAUGAGAAUCAGUAUGCCCAGUGGAUGGCUGCCUGUAUCUUGGCGUCGAAGGGCAAAACCAUGGCAGAUAGCUCCUACCAGCCAGAAGUCCUCAACAUUCUUUCCUUUCUGAGGAUGAAAAACCGAAACUCAACAUCUUCUGUGGCUUCCGGUCCUGAAAACAUGGACAUGAACCCAGAAUGUUUUGUGUCACCCCGGUGUGCAAAAAAACACAAGUCUAAACAGCUGGCAGCCCGGAUUAUGGAGGCCCACCAGAACGUGGCCCAGAUGUCCCUGGUUGAAGCCAAGCUGCGGUUCAUUCAGGCAUGGCAGUCUCUACCCGAAUUUGGCCUCACCUAUUACCUUGUCAGAUUUAAAGGAAGCAAGAAAGAUGACAUUCUGGGAGUUUCAUAUAAUAGGCUGAUUAGAAUCGAUGCAGCCACUGGGGUUCCAAUUACAACGUGGAGAUUCGCCAACAUGAAACAGUGGAAUGUAAAUUGGGAAAUCCGGCAGGUGGCGAUCGAGUUUGACCAGAACGUCUCCAUUGCGUUCUCCUGCCUGAGUGCAGAUUGCAAGGUGGUGCACGAAUACAUCGGUGGCUACAUUUUCUUGUCCACCCGCUCCAAGGGCCAGAAUGAAACACUGGACGAGGACCUGUUCCACAAGUUGACGGGCGGUCAGGAAUGAAGCAAAGCUGGCCUGCUGGGCCUACACACAGAGGGCAAGCCAAAGGCGGUCCUCCCCGGACAGUGGGAUCCGUGGCUUGACUGUGUAUAGAUUCCAGACUGACAGACAACGUAUAUUCACCACCACCACUCA
Molecule: messenger RNA, 2354 nt
Organism: Myotis brandtii (Brandt's bat)
Lineage: Eukaryota; Metazoa; Chordata; Mammalia; Chiroptera; Vespertilionidae
Gene: FERMT1
Product: fermitin family member 1
Exons: 15
Coding region: 189-2222 (677 amino acids)
Biological process (GO): integrin-mediated signaling pathway; cell-matrix adhesion
Cellular component (GO): focal adhesion
Molecular function (GO): integrin binding
Source: RefSeq, a predicted model, not a curated record